UUCGUCAUUUCGUAUAAUCAACAAUUUUAAACCACUUAACUCUUCGAUCAAUAUUCCUAUCUAUACGGAGAUUGAUAUCUGCGGCAUUAAUUUUGAAUUAAUAUCAAAAUGAGGUACAGAUCGAACACAGACACACAUUCAAACACGGAUCAAUAAUCGUUAAUCAUCAGUCGCGCGUAUGAUUCCAAUCAUAAAAACGUGAAACCUCUCGUCAAAAUUAUCACUCUCGUCCAAUAUCCAGUUUCAAAUCUCAUGAAUUCGAAGAUCAGACGCCGCACUUUAACAUCGUCGAGAAACAAAUCCGCGCGGAAGGAAGGCAAAGCACGAUCUCCAAUCUCCCUCCAUCCGCUUCUCCAAUUCCCGCCAUCUGCAAACAAAGCUGCAAACCCGCCGCUGCAAUUCAAUAUCCCAUUCCGUCUAUCUAUCCCUUUAUCCAUACACCCUUUAUCCAUCCCUGAUUAUCGAUCAUUCUGUGUCAUGCACAAUUCCAGUAAUCCCCUUUUCGCACGCAACAUUGCCCGAUCUCGAGAGCGGUGUCCACGACAACAAAACGAUUCGCGUCGAGGCGGCGUGCGAAGCACACCCAGCAGCGACGUCUCUAUAUCGGAGCGUCGCGACGCCUGCGCGGGUUCCGCAACGAUCAGCUGGCUGGAGGCGCUUCGACGAGGGGCAAAGGAGAGACGGAGCGCGAGAGAACGCGAUAGAACGCGGUAGAGGGAGCGAGAGAGGGAGGUGGAGAGGCGGUGGAGGGAGCGAGAGGGGCGAUGCCGAGGCGACGAGAGUUAGAGAAGGAAGGGCUGCGCACACGUCCAUCGGGUAUCAGUAGCGACGUCGAGGGUGGCCUCGUCGCCAGCUACACGCACGUUUUUGGCAACGUUCGUGGCUGCCCUUAGCCGCUGGUGUCCCACUCGUCGCAAUGGUGUUGAUCGUGUGCACGACGUGGACGUGAGCUCUUUCGAGAGCCGGCGCGCGGCCCCACGAUCACUCCUCGCGCAGUGCUGCCGUGACGGUCGAUCGAAGCGCACCGUUGAAACCUGGGAACGAGGAAACCUUCCAUUUUAACGACACCACGAUGUAUCUGGCCGGCCGCCACUGCGUCGUAUUCGCCCUGUGUCCACCAGCGUCCUCGCCGAACGAUCCUCAAGGGGACAAGAGGGUGGUGCAUCGUCAGGUGCCAGCGUGAACAAGGUUCCUGGAGAAGGUCUGGACCAGCGAUUGACCCGCUGCCUCCUUUCCUCAGCCGUGAAUACUGCGUACCGACGACGAGGAGACUCUCUGUCGUCGAUAACCGGCCAAUAAACGGCGCGUAGAGAGCACGCUCGCGAGAGAGAAGCAGCGUCGAACGUGGGUCACCUCCCACUCUCUCUCUUGCUCCCCCCAAGCGUAUCGAAGGGUUCGUUGACAUCACGACUGGAAAAUUGGCUAGAGAACUCGUGGCCGAGAAAGGUCAGCGAGGAUACAAAUAUAGAAGCACUCGGGCCGACACAAUCGAGAGAAGGAUGGAAAAUUGCUAGCUGUUUCUCGCCACCAGGAUCCCAGCUGCGUCUCGUGGAAUCGAUAUAUAUAUACACACACACAUAUAUAUAUAUACGCGAAAUAUUCCGGGCCGCUAUUAACAAAUCCAAAUCCAACGUUAUAAUCUGGAUCUCAGAAGAGGAAGAAUAUCGAGAAUAUCGAGUGCAUACAUACUGUUCAAACAAAAACUCGUAGUUCCUAUCGCGAAUCGUGUGUGUAUUUUCUCCGUCUCUAUGUUAUGAUUAAAUCAGUGACAGAAAACAGACCGGCUAAUCCGUGAGCCGUAAAAUACCUGCCGUAAAAGCAAUAAACAUUGGCUCGUCUUAAUCUCGAACUUCGUUGAACAAAAAGUGUAUAAACAAAUCGUAUUGUCGUAUUUAGUGAAACGAUCGUCUUCCACGUGUGAUACAAUAAAAACUCAACUUCUUAAACGAUCAAUAUUAGUCAAAUUAAUAAUAAUAAUAAUAAUAAUAAUAAUAAUAAUUUUCGACGUUGAAUAACUCGUAGAAAUCUUGGGAACGUGUCGCGAGCGAAAUAGUCGUGCGUUGAAGGGAGUUGAAGGGUGAGCUCGAGAGCAUAGGAGGGUCCCGACUCUCUGAACAGCGGGAGCCUUUCAAGGUGUAGGUUCCUCGUGGUUGGAGGUCUCUUCUGAUGGUACUGAGGGUGACUCAGCACCGGUGGACGAGCGCGAACGAGCAGCGCGGUCCCCGCGAUCAGCACCACAGUCGCCGUGUCACGUCGUCAUGGCUACACGUGUUGUCACCUCGACGAUGAUCGCGUUUGUUCUCAUCCUACUCGUCGCUGGUUGGCCAACAGGCGGACGGACAGGCUUGGUCAAGUUCUACGAAUCUGUGCCCGAUCAUCUGCAACCGAACAGGCGAAUACCCAUCAAUGAUUAUGCGAUGCACGGGCCCAUCGUCGACGACCACGACUUCCCCAGGGAUCUCAGGAAGCCGUAUCCAGGCAAGAGCUUUGGACCAAUGGGUCCUAUCGAUGGCUCCCUCCCGGAUGACGUCUCUUUUCGAAGUCUGUCGUCUGGACAGGAGAAAGGGGAGAACUCGAUCGAACUUCUGUCGCCUCACGCUGUCGAAAAAAUCGAAAAACAUAAGCCGGAGUAUAAGAUCAUGUCCGUGGAGUUUCAUCGCGUGGAGACACCGUUUGUCAUUGGAAUAUGGAUCUUCUUUGCCAGCAUCGCGAAAAUAGGCUUCCACAUGACGUCGAAGCUCAGCAAGAUCUUUCCGGAAUCCUGUUUGCUGAUCGUUGUCGGCGUGGUGGUUGGUGUCCUACUGUUCCAGGCGAGCAGUGUCCACGUGUCGCCUCUCACUCCUGACACAUUCUUCCUCUACAUGCUGCCGCCUAUUAUCCUGGAUGCUGGAUACUUCAUGCCGAACCGACUGUUCUUCGACCAUCUGGGAACUAUACUUCUGUUCGCCGUCAUUGGGACUAUAUUUAAUACUUUGUCGAUAGGUGCUUCGUUGUGGGUGUUGGGUAAGAGUGGUCUUUUCGGAUUCGAAACACCACUUUUACAAAUGUUCCUGUUCUCCGCGUUGAUCAGCGCAGUUGAUCCUGUCGCCGUGUUAGCUGUCUUCGAAGAAAUCCACGUGAAUGAAAUCUUGUACAUCGUUGUUUUUGGGGAGAGCUUAUUGAACGACGCUGUCACUGUGGUGCUGUACCAUAUGUUCGAGGCUUACAACGAGAUAGGGCCGACGGAAAUACUUUACACGGACGUUCUCUCGGGAUUGGCUUCGUUCUUCGUGGUGGCGAUCGGUGGCACGAUAAUAGGGGUGAUAUGGGGCUUUGCUACCGGUUUUGUUACAAGGUUCACCCACCAGGUUCGCGUGAUCGAGCCCAUCUUCAUAUUCGUCAUGGCCUACCUGGCCUACCUGAACGCCGAGAUCUUUCAUAUGUCCAGCAUACUGGCGAUCACCUUCUGCGGCAUCACCAUGAAGAAUUACGUGGAGGCGAAUAUAUCGCACAAGUCGCACACCACGGUCAAAUACACGAUGAAAAUGCUGUCAAGCAGCUCGGAAACCAUCAUAUUUAUGUUCCUCGGGGUGGCGACCGUGAACAACCACCACGAUUGGAACACGUGGUUCGUCGUCAUGACCAUCGUCUUCUGCUCGAUCUAUCGCAUCGUCGGCGUGAUCUUCUUGACAGCGUUGGCUAAUCAAUUCCGACUGCACAAGCUGAACAAGGUAGAGAAAUUCGUGAUGUCUUACGGUGGUUUGCGAGGUGCCGUAGCAUUUGCUCUGGUCUUACUAAUCGAUCCGAAACACGUGUCUUUACAACCGAUGUUCGUCACUACCACGAUCGCAGUCAUUUAUUUCACAGUAUUCAUACAGGGAAUCACGAUCAAGCCCCUCGUAAAGAUCCUGAAUGUGAAACGAGCCGAAAAGAAGAAGCCGACCAUGAACGAGAGGAUUCACGAAAGGAUAAUAGACCACGUGAUGGCUGGGAUCGAGGACAUUUUGGGCAAGCAUGGCAAUUAUCACGUUCGGGAUAAAUUCAAACGGUUCGAUAAUAAAUUUAUUCGUCCGUAUCUGGUGAGGAAUCACUACGGUGCCGAGCCGAAAAUAUUGGAAACGUAUUCGAAACUCGCUAUGAAAGACGCUCUGGAUUACAUCAGAAGGAACGCGUCCACCAUCGGCAAUAUCAGUGGAACUGAAAGCAUGUCCGCUAUAUUUCGCAACUAUAGCAACACGGGACAAUUCAAUGGAAGUCCAAGUUGCAGCCAGCUCGAAGCGGGCUGGAAUAUUGAUCUCCAAGAAUUGGAGUACAACCCUUCCAAGAAGGACUUGACGGACGCCAGGAUCCACCAUCUAUUGGCCGAAGAACUUUGCAAGCCGUACAAGAGGCAUGGAACAAAACUGUUGCAGCAUCGGCGUUUAAGCUACAGCCGACACGCGGUGAACGAUCGCGACCUGUCAACCCAAGUCAAUUACAAAAUGCACAUGAACAUAAGACGGAUGAUGGGAGAGCACAAGCAUCGUCACAAGCGCAGUAAAAAAUUGCUCAAAGAUGGUAAGCAGAAUCACGUGAGUUUCCCUGAGUUCCAGCAAAACGGAUCAACCAAGUUGUUCACUCAAGAUUACAUCAACGGUGUCCUGUACGAGCUGGAAAACGGAGAUACUUCAAAGCCUUCGAGCAAGGAGGACUGGGACUCUGCGAUUACCUUCACGGCUCGCACUUCCGAUUCGUUGAACGUGAAUACGGAUGGCCACCACGGCGUCACCACCACUACCUCAAUGGACACCAUAAAUACCGACGAUCCGGAUAUGAAAUUAGGGCGAGACGAAAGUUACAGGGUAACAACACCAACAGCCACAGAAACUAUGUUGCCAUGGAAAAGGGAGGACGACUACGAUUCCGGCCAUCCGAUCAAACAAAAUGAAUUUCCUGCUUGGUGUUCUAACAAAGAGUAUCUGGCUUAUAGUUCUCCCUCGGCGACAUUUUUAGGUGGAAUCGAGCAGCCAAAGGUCCAGUCAGUAAUUGGUCUAUUCCGUCGCGAGAGCGUGUGCACUCCAGAUGGUAUCGAUUGCCAGGAAACUGUGGACGAGCGUGAUGAAUACACGUUGACGGGGACAGAACAGACCGAAGAUUCACCUACAAAAACGUUUAGUGAAUACGAGAAAGAUAACAAGAAAGGACCUACAAGACGCGUGUCCAUGAUGGAGCUAGGCUCGAUGGAGAAGUCGCAUUCAGACAAAUGCACGGAUGACGGUUCUCAUUCCCUGCCAGAAUGUUGGAACGCUCAACGAGUCCGGAUGACCUCGUUCCCAUAUUCAGCCCAAGUUCCAAGCCUCUCGACCGCUCUCAUCACCUCCUCCUCGGAAUCGUCGGAGGAGAUCGACGAGGAGGAAGAGAAAGCUUGACCUUUGGGGAUCGUCGAGGGGCAGGCGUCAUCCUACGCGGACGAGGAACGUCGUUUGCGUCGACCAUGGCGACGGCCACCCCGACGUUCAUUGCUUUCGUCGCUUCUGCGACGUCCCAGCGCUCCAGUUUGAAUGAAGGCGAGUGUCUCGUAUCUUUUCCUCCCUCAAGAGGAAAGAAUGAGCAACAUUUCAAGGAUUAAUUCCUUCCCUCUGGACGAUUAUCGAUCUCACUCCCUUCAAGAUGAAUAUUUUUAGAAAAACAAUUCAAGAGGAACGAAGAGCUGUUGAUGACCAGAGAGCUCUUCUUCUCUCUCUCAUAGGACCACGAUGACGGAAAGUACCUCUCGUUUUGAUUACCGAUGUUUUCAUUUGCACGCAGAAACGAGUGAUUCGGGAUUGUUAUAUAUAUUAGAUAGUUCCGAUAUUAUUGUCAAAAAAAAGGAUAAUAAUAUUUUAUCGAUUGGUUCGAUCGUUGACGAUACGUAGAAAUGUGCGAAAUUGUUCCAUGAUUCAAAAAUUUGAAUAUCGGGAAAAAUCGGAAAUAUUCGGAUCGGAUAAGAUCUCGAUAUAUUCGUGUUCUUUCGGAAUAGAUCGGACAAAUUCGGUUAGGAUUGAACAGGUACGAAGAUAUUACGAGAGUUCGCCCGAUUCUGUCCGAAUUUUUCCGAAUCUAUGAUCUCGGGAAUUUUUAAUGUCAAUCAUUAGACAAUGGAUGUUUGUAUCUUUAUGAAAAAUUGAAACUUGUAAAAAGGAAAGAACCAAAAAAGAAUAUGUACAAUGUAUAGUAAAUCAUGAAGUUAUAAUAUUUAGAGACUGAAAAAAAUAUCUGUUUAGAAUUCAUUUCUUUAGUUACCAAAAAAUAUGGCACAAAUAUCCGUAAUCUAAUGAUGAUAUACAAUCGAAAUGUGAUUUCGAUAACGAUGUUACAAUUUUACGACAAAAUGGUCAGUUGAGAUUAAGUUCUUUUUUGAUACCUGGUGACCGCGUGAAUCUUUUUUGAACAUUUGACUAGACUGAUGAGAUGAGAGAAUAAAGAGAGAAAGGGAGAGAGUGAAAGAAAGUGCGAACGAAAGAGAGAGAAAGAGAAAGAAAGAAAGAGAGAGAGAGAGAGAGAGAAAGAUAUUUUUUUAAACUGAUACACCUCGUUUCCUCCGUAGCACGACUGAUGAUGAAAUAUUAUAUUUACCGAUAAACAAGAGUACUUUUUUUUUUAGUAGUUGAUUUUUCAAAUGCUUCCUGAAGAAAUUGCGGUUCGUCCAAUUAGAAAAGAAAUGUUUUCGAUCGUAGAAAUGAAGAAGGAUGGAAAAGGGACCGAGCAACGAUAUUUCUUCGUCAAUUUUCGUUGCUGCGUUGCUUUCUGCGUGCUAAGAAAGAUCGAGAACAGGGAGAAUGCGCGCCAUUUUAAACUCCUAGACGCCGUAGCGUGUUUCCCAUUUAGCGACGACUCGUUAUACGAUCGCUCAUUAACUUGGUAUCGUGGCCUUAAGAUUCUACUAGAAGUAUCCUAGCAGCAACUCUGAACCUUCCGGUAUAUUGUAAAAAAAAAAAAAAAAACGAAAGAGAAGAAAAAGGAAAAAAAAGGAGACUAAGAUUGAAAAUAUUAAAUAAGGGAGAAGAAAGGAGUGAUUUUUAUGAAAAAAAAAAAAAAAAAAAAAAAGCAAGCAAAACUUGAGGACUUGAUUUGUGUUACGCUUAAAUGGUAAUUGAAUAGACAUGUGCACACGAUGAUUUUGAUUCUUUUGUUUGAUUUAUUCGAUGAAGACGGAAAAUAGUCUUUUGAGAGAGAAAAAUAAAUAUAUACAAAUAUAUUAUACGUGUAUAAUACAGUUUGAUAUACUUGACGCGCAACGUUGAGAUCAUCGCGCAAUCUGCUUUCGAGUUUAUAGACGCAAGUCUAGAUUUAGAUGUGCCACGUGCCGUGGAUAUACACCCAUGCAAGAUGAAUUUGGAAUGAUUAACUAUUUUUGUUGACUUUAGAGGAGAAGGAAAUCUUGUGAAGAGAAAAUAAAGUGGUUUGAAAUCAUAAUAUAAUUUUUUCAUAAAUGAUAUUACACAAAUAUUAUUAUUAAAGAUAUAACUGAUUUAUAAAUCUAUUAUUUAAUUUGUUAACAGUUUACAUUUACUAAUAAUAUAUUUAUUUUUAUAUAUUAAAAUUAGAACUAUUAUUUAUUAUUCUUACUUCUAUAAAUUACUUGAUUUUCUCCAACAAGACUUCCGUAUUCUUGAAAACAACAAUCCCCCUUUAAUAUUUUUCAUCUUGCACUCAUACUGUAUUUUUGCAGAGAUUCUUGCAAAUUUUUAACUACAAAAAAAGACACAACAAUAA
This is a messenger RNA of Apis laboriosa (Himalayan honeybee), 7713 nucleotides long. RefSeq names its product sodium/hydrogen exchanger 3 (gene Nhe2). NCBI's taxonomy places the organism in Eukaryota, Metazoa, Arthropoda, Insecta, Hymenoptera, Apidae. Bases 2259 to 5387 code for a protein of 1042 amino acids. The record is from RefSeq and is a predicted model, not a curated record. The transcript has 19 exons. Gene Ontology annotation, cellular component: membrane. Gene Ontology annotation, molecular function: sodium:proton antiporter activity. Gene Ontology annotation, biological process: sodium ion transport; regulation of pH; proton transmembrane transport.